CUACUGUAUUGUAAAUAUACUGCAAAACAGCUUCUCUCCGAAGCCAUGGUGUAUAUACAUUUUGUGUAUUGUGUGAAUACUGUCGAAUUCUUCAAUUCGAUUAACUUAACUGAGACUUAAAAGAUAUCUCAUUUAUAUCUUUGACAGAAAAUCAAUUAAAGCUGUAUCCAAAAGUCAGAAUACUCCAAUUAGAGACGUACUAAACCUUAUCUUUAAAAAAGUCUAAUUUAACCUCUUCUCCGGAAACAACAUGCUCUCUCUGUGACACUUCAUAGUCGAUUAACAAAUUCUUCAUGUAUUCUAUAUGCAAAAAUACUCAUCCUGCGACGGGAGUCGAGCACGCGAUCACCUGUCACUUUUUCAACCGUAACGAAAAAUGUCUCGUGGUCGCCGGCGCGAAUGUCAUCCGGGUGUUUCGCCUGAUCCCGGACGUCGACAUAACGCGAAGGGAGAAGUAUACAGAAACCCGCCCACCUAAAAUGAAGCUGGAGUGCUUGGCACAGUAUACUUUGCAUGGGAAUAUUAUGUCCAUGCAGGCUGUUCAUCUCAUUGGAUCGCAGAGGGAUUCUCUGUUGCUUAGCUUUCGCGAUGCAAAAUUGUCUGUUGUCGAGUACGAUCAGGAUAUUCAUGAUCUGAGGACAGUAUCAUUGCAUUAUUUUGAAGAAGAAGAAAUAAAGGAUGGCUGGACGAAUCAUCAUCAUAUACCAAUAGUGAGGGUAGAUCCUGAAGGAAGAUGUGCAGUAAUGUUAAUAUAUGGCAGAAAACUGGUUGUACUACCAUUCCGUAAGGAUCCCAGUCUUGAUGAUGGUGACUUACUCGACAGUGCAAAAUUAACAUCUUCCAAUAAAACUCCCAUAUUAUCCUCAUAUAUGAUAGUAUUAAAAACACUAGAAGAAAAAAUGGACAAUGUAAUAGACCUGCAAUUUCUGUAUGGAUAUUACGAACCUACAUUGUUAAUUUUGUAUGAACCAGUAAGAACAUUUUCAGGACGUAUUGCUGUAAGACAGGACACUUGCGCAAUGGUUGCUAUAUCCUUAAACAUUCAGCAAAGGGUACAUCCUAUCAUUUGGUCUGUCUCUAAUUUACCAUUUGAUUGUUAUCAAGUUGUACCUGUGAAAAAACCUCUUGGUGGCACAUUAAUAAUGGCGGUUAAUUCGCUUAUUUAUUUAAAUCAAAGUAUACCACCAUAUGGAGUAUCGCUUAACAGUUUAGCAGAUACAAGUACCAAUUUUCCAUUAAAGCCACAAGAGGGAGUAAAAAUGAGCUUAGAAGGUGCACAAGUCGCAUUUAUAUCUGGGGAUCGUUUAGUUAUCUCUUUAAAGAGUGGAGAACUUUAUGUUUUGUCUCUCUUUGCCGACAGUAUGCGAUCUGUACGUGGAUUUCACUUUGAUAAAGCAGCAGCUAGUGUGUUAACAUCAUGUGUAUGUAUGUGUGAAGACAAUUAUCUGUUUCUUGGCUCUCGACUCGGUAAUUCGUUAUUAUUACGAUUUACCGAAAAGGAACCGGAAACUCUGAAGAAUCUGAAUGAUGGUGAGAUCACUAUUGACGAAAACGAAAGCGAGGAAACCCCGGCCAAGAAGGCGAAGCAAGACUUUCUCGGUGACUGGAUGGCAUCGGACGUGUUAGACAUUAAAGAUCCAGAAGAAUUGGAAGUGUAUGGAAGCGAAACUCACACGUCUAUCCAAAUAACAUCAUAUAUUUUUGAGGUGUGCGACAGUUUAUUAAACAUUGGACCAUGUGGAAAUAUUUCCAUGGGAGAACCAGCUUUCUUGUCGGAAGAAUUUCUACAUAAUCAGGAUCCCGAUGUCGAACUCGUAACGACAUCCGGAUAUGGCAAAAAUGGUGCGCUUUGUGUAUUGCAACGUUCCAUACGUCCUCAGGUUGUGACAACAUUUGAAUUGCCUGGCUGUGAAGAUAUGUGGACUGUUAUUGGCACAUUAAAUAAUGAUGAGCAAGUUAAGGCAGAAGCAGAGGGAUCUCAUGUUUUCUUAAUAUUGAGUCAAGAAGAUUCAACCAUGAUUCUGCAAACCGGUCAGGAAAUUAACGAAGUAGACCAGAGUGGGUUCAGCACUCAAGGAAGUACAGUAUUCGCCGGUAAUCUCGGUGCUAAUAGAUAUAUUGUGCAAGUUACUCAAAUGGGUGUGCGUCUUUUACAAGGCAUUGAACAAAUCCAGCAUAUGCCUAUAGAUCUUGGCUGUCCAAUUGUGCACGCAAGUUGUGCCGAUCCGUAUGUAACAUUACUCUCGGAAGAUGGACAAGUAGUAUUGUUGACACUUAGAGAAGUGAGGGGUACAGCGAGAUUGCAUGCUCAACCUGCCAAUUUAUUAUUUCGUCCCCAGAUAGAGGCAUUAUGCACUUAUAGAGAUGUAAGCGGGAUAUUUACGACGCAAUUGUCCGAGAGUGUGGACGACGAGCAAACCGAAGAGGAGCACAAUGUAGAGGAACCGUCUCUCCUCACCAAUAUUGAUAACGAAGACGACCUAUUAUAUGGCGAUGCUCCAGCAUUCCAAAUGCCUGCACCAUCAUAUCAAAAACCAUCGGAUGGAAUUACUAAGAAAGCGCCUUGGUGGCAGAGACAUUUGCAAGAAAUUAAGCCCACAUACUGGCUACUUGUGUAUAGAGAUAGUGGGACUUUGGAAAUUUACUCCCUACCGGAUUUACGACUCUCUUAUCUCAUUCGUAAUUUUGGCUAUGGUCAGUAUGUGUUGCACGACAGCAUGGAAUCUACGACAUUGCAAUCAACACCUGUCAAUGAAAUCCCUAAUCCUGAAAUGCAGGUUCGUGAGAUUCUAAUGGUCGCUUUGGGACAUCAUGGAAAUCGACCGAUGCUUUUGGUACGUCUCGAUUCGGAAUUGCAAAUUUAUCAAGCUUAUAGAUAUCCAAAGGGACAUCUAAAACUGAGGUUUAAAAAAUUGGAACAUGGAAUAAUCCCGGGACGCUUCAGCCCAAAACCCAAGGAAGAGGACAUGCCCAUGAAUAGUGACACUCGUAUUUGCAUGAUGCGUUAUUUUAGCAACAUUGCCGGAUACAAUGGUGUAUUUAUCUGCAGCGAUUAUCCGCAUUGGAUAUUCUUGACUGGACGCGGUGAAUUACGCACGCAUCCAAUGGGCAUCGAUGGCCCCAUCACGUCUUUCGCUGCUUUUAAUAAUGUUAAUUGCCCACAAGGUUUUCUAUAUUUUAAUAGAAAGGAAGAGCUACGGAUAUGCGUUUUGCCGACACACUUAUCAUACGACGCUCCUUGGCCAGUUAGAAAAGUGCCUUUACGAUGUACUCCACAUUUUGUUACCUAUCAUUUGGAAAGUAAAACCUAUUGUGUCAUAACAAGCAUAGCUGAACCGCUGAAAAGUUACUACAGAUUUAAUGGCGAAGAUAAGGAAUUUACCGAGGAAGAACGUCCAGAAAGAUUUCUUUACCCGUCUCAAGAACAAUUUUCCAUUGUAUUAUUUUCUCCAGUUUCAUGGGAGACGAUUCCUAAUACAAAAAUCGAACUGGAACAAUGGGAACAUGUCACUUGCUUAAAUGUAUCUCUGGCUUAUGAAGGAACGAGAUCUGGUUUGAAAGGUUACAUAGUAUUGGGAACAAACUAUAAUUAUGGCGAAGAUAUUACAAGUAGAGGACGUAUACUUAUAUUUGACAUAAUUGAAGUAGUACCUGAGCCUGGUCAACCAUUAACUAAAAAUAGAUUUAAACAGAUUUACGCGAAAGAACAAAAAGGACCUAUAACUGCUAUAACUCAAGUAUCAGGAUUUUUAGUCUCGGCAGUUGGUCAAAAAAUCUACAUUUGGCAGUUGAAAGACAACGAUCUCGUUGGAGUUGCUUUUAUUGAUACUCAAAUUUAUAUCCAUCAGAUGCUGAGUAUCAAAAGUCUUAUUCUGAUAGCUGACGUUUAUAAAUCAAUUAGUUUGCUAAGAUUUCAGGAGGAAUACAGGACACUCUCUCUUGUUAGUAGAGAUUUUAGACCUGCAGAAGUGUAUACUAUAGAAUAUUUAAUUGAUAACACAAAUUUAGGAUUUUUUGUGGCUGAUGGAGAGAGCAAUCUAGCUUUAUUUAUGUAUCAGCCAGAGUCGAGGGAAAGUUUAGGAGGCCAAAAGCUGAUUAGAAAGGCGGAUUUUCAUUUAGGACAGAAGGUGAAUACUUUCUUCCGUAUUAGAUCUAGACUCACCGAUCCUGCAAAUGAUAAAAAGCACUUUUCCGGUGCUGAGAAAAGACAUGUCACCAUGUAUGCAACGUUAGACGGCAGUCUUGGUUACAUACUGCCAGUACCAGAAACAUAUCGAAGACUGCUUAUGUUACAAAACGUGCUGGUGACACAUAUCUGUCACAUUGCAGGCUGCAGGCUUGAAUCAAAAUCAUAUCGCACGUAUAAAAGUUAUAUACGAAAUCAAGGUAAUCCAGCAAGAGGUAUUAUUGACGGCGAUUUGGUCUGGCGUUAUCUUCUCUUGCCAAACAACGAAAAAGCAGAUGUAGCUAAAAUUGGAACACGCGUUCAGGAGAUAAUCGAAGAUAUUACUGAAAUUGAUCGACAAACGGCGCAUUUCUAAUUAUAUAGCUUAUAUUGUAUUAGACUUAAUAAGCUUUUAUUAUAAUUUUAUAUCUUCUGAAAAAACAAUAAUGCAUAAUAAACUUUGCUUGUAUGUAUGUAUGUACAUCAUCGAAUGCAUACAAUAGUUUGUAUGCCUUGAAAUUAUUACAUACUUGCAAUUGUUUAAUUUAUAUAUUGCAUAAUGCAAUUGAACCUAAAUUUUUGAUACUACUAGAAUACAAAAAAAUAUAAGUAUAAUUUUUAUAUUUAUAUUUUAGGAAAAAAAAUGAUACUACUUUGUAAAUUUUUGCCGAAUCACGACGGACUGACAAAUUAGUAGUUUAUUUAUCACUUGUGCACAUUCAAAUAGAAAUAUUCACAGCAUUAUUGUGGUGAUAUAUCUUCUCAAAUGCAUCCAUCUUCCAGGAAAAGUAUCAUUGAAAGACGCCUUACUUUACGAAAAGAAAGUCAAUUAUGUAUGUAGCAGACAAAAAAUUUGUAAUUAAUGUGUACAGAAUAUAUGUUCUUUGUAGAAAACAA
Messenger RNA from Nylanderia fulva, 5062 nucleotides. RefSeq names its product cleavage and polyadenylation specificity factor subunit 1 (gene CPSF1). Gene Ontology annotation, cellular component: nucleus. Gene Ontology annotation, molecular function: protein binding; nucleic acid binding. The record is from RefSeq and is a predicted model, not a curated record. Lineage: Eukaryota; Metazoa; Arthropoda; Insecta; Hymenoptera; Formicidae.